CACAAAUCCUAUCUCUUCCCUCAGCCGACGUUUCUCCAAAAUUCAUUUCAAUUUUUUCUAUCCCAAUUUCACAAAACAAUUCCGACAAUGGGAUCAAUGAAUCUCGUAGACACCUGCGCCGCCAAUUCCGCCGCCAUUUUCCGGCCGGCGCCGCCAAUUCUUCGGAGCGCCUUCGUCGGCGCCGCCAGACUGCCGCCGUGUCCAAUCCGACUGAAAAAAACGAGCAUUGCGCAUUCCGGCGGCGUGGCGGCGAUUCUGACGGAGGAGGACGUGAAACUCGCCGCCGGGAAGGAGGGGCGGCGGGAAUUCGACUUCGGCCGGUACGUGGCGGAGAAGGCGGAGUUCGUUAACGGAGCUCUCGACGGCGCCGUCGUGAUGAGGCAGCCGGCGGUGAUCCACGAGGCGAUGAGGUACUCGUUGCUCGCCGGCGGGAAGCGGAUCCGGCCGAUGCUGUGCAUCGCCGCCUGUGAGAUCGUCGGCGGGGACCCGUCCGCCGCCGUGCCCGCCGCCUGCGCGGCGGAGAUGAUCCACACGAUGUCGCUGAUCCACGACGACCUGCCGUGUAUGGACAACGACGACCUCCGCCGCGGCAAGCCGACCAGUCACAAGAUGUUCGGCGAGAACGUUGCUGUCCUUGCAGGUGAUUCUUUAUUAGCUUUUGCAUUCGAAUUCAUAGCGACGGGGACUAAGGACGUGGCGCCGGAGAGGAUCAUAGCAUGUGUCGACGAAUUAGCAAAGGCGGUCGGGGGCGACGGUUUAGUGGCGGGGCAAGUGGCAGACAUAAAACUCACCGGUAAUAACGCGGACGUGGGACUAGACAUGUUAGAAUUCAUACAUAUCCACAAGACCGCGGUGCUACUGGAGGCGUCGGUGGUAAUGGGGGCAAUUCUUGGGGGCGGAAGCCCCCAGCAAGUGGAUAAGCUACGGAUCUUUGCGCAAAAGAUCGGGUUGCUUUUUCAAGUGGUGGACGACAUACUAGAUGUGACGAUGUCGUCCGAAGAAUUGGGAAAAACGGCGGGGAAGGACUUGGCCACUGACAAGACGACGUAUCCGAAGCUUUUGGGAGUCGAGGGGGCCCGAGAAUUUGCGAAUAAGUUGUGCGAGGAGGCGAAGGAACAGCUGGCGGAGUUCGAUUCGGACAAGGCGGCGCCGCUGGCGGCGCUGGCGGAGUACAUUGGUCGGAGGCAGAAUUGAAGGGUGGUUGUGAUGGAUUGGAAUGUGUGUAUUUUAGGUGUUGCCUUUUUUAAGAAUGUUUGAAUAAUUUGGGAAAACAUGUGAGAGAGAUGAUGUCGUUGUUGCCUUUUUUUUUUUUUUUAAGUGUGUUGCUUAUGGGAAUCAGACUGAUGAUGUUGCCAAUAAAUAAGGGUUUCUUCUUU
Molecule: messenger RNA, 1376 nt
Organism: Andrographis paniculata
Lineage: Eukaryota; Viridiplantae; Streptophyta; Magnoliopsida; Lamiales; Acanthaceae
Product: geranylgeranyl pyrophosphate synthase, chloroplastic-like
Exons: 2
Coding region: 88-1194 (368 amino acids)
Biological process (GO): isoprenoid biosynthetic process
Molecular function (GO): geranylgeranyl diphosphate synthase activity
Source: RefSeq, a predicted model, not a curated record